Prionailurus viverrinus (fishing cat) is the source of this 2140-nucleotide messenger RNA. It is a transcript of the gene GGT5, whose product is annotated as gamma-glutamyltransferase 5. NCBI's taxonomy places the organism in Eukaryota, Metazoa, Chordata, Mammalia, Carnivora, Felidae. The transcript has 13 exons. Gene Ontology annotation, biological process: glutathione catabolic process. The record is from RefSeq and is a predicted model, not a curated record. Gene Ontology annotation, molecular function: glutathione gamma-glutamate hydrolase. The coding region runs from base 112 to 1824 and encodes 570 amino acids.
UGGCCAGCUCUGCCUCUCAUAGCAAGCGUUAGAGUCGGGCAGCAGCCCUGCCAUCGCCAGCUGUCCGUCCAUACACCCACCUGUCCUCUGGGUGCCUCUGUUCGUUGAGCCAUGGGCCAGGGACGCAGGGCCACGGUCAGCAUGGUCCUUCUGGGAUUGGGGCUGGCCCUAGCCAUCAUCGUGCCCGCCGUGGUCCUCUCUCGCCACCAUGCCCACUGCGGCUCCCAGGCCUUUGCCCACGCUGCAGUCGCUGCUGACUCCAAGGUCUGCUCGGAGAUUGGACGAACCAUCCUCCAGCAACAUGGCUCACCUGUGGAUGCCGCCAUUGCGGCUCUGGUCUGCACCGGAGUCGUCAACCCUCAGAGCAUGGGGUUGGGUGGAGGGGUCAUCUUCACCAUCUAUAACGCCACCACAGGGAAGGUGGAAGUCAUCAAUGCCAGGGAGACGGUGCCUGCCAGCUAUGUCCCCCAUCUGCUGGACCAGUGUGAGCAGGCCCAGCCACUGGGCACAGGGGCCCAGUGGAUUGGAGUGCCCGGGGAACUCCGUGGCUAUGCUGAGGCCCACCGUCGCCACGGCCACCUGCCGUGGGCACAGCUGUUCUGGCCCACCAUCUCCCUGCUCCGAGGGGACUACCGCAUGCCCUUUACCCUCAGUCAGUUCCUGCAGAGUGACUUCCUACGGCCUUCCCUGUACAUGACUUCUCUGAGGCAGCUCUUUUUCAAUGGGACAGAACCUCUGAAGGCUCAGGACCCAUUCCCAUGGCCCGCGUUGGCUGCCACCCUGGAAACCGUGGCCACAGAAGGUGCAGAGGUCUUCUACACAGGGACGCUGGGCCGGACGCUGCUGGAGGACAUUGCCAAUCAAGGUAGCCAGCUGACCCUGCAGGACCUGGCAGAGUUCCAGCCGGAGGUAGUGGAUGCCCUGGCAGUGCCCCUGGAGGACUACACCCUAUACUCACCGCCACCACCCGCAGGGGGUGCGAUUCUCAGCUUCAUCCUCAACGUGCUCAAAGGGUUCAACUUCUCCUCUGAGUCAGUGGCCAGGCCCGAGGGGAGCGUGAACUUGUACCAUCACCUUGUGGAGACGCUCAAGUUUGCCGGGGGACAGAGGUGGCGACUGUGGGACCCUCGGAGCCACCCGGAUAUCCAGAACGCCUCCCAGGACCUGCUGGGAGAGGCUUUGGCCCAGCACAUCCAGCAGCAGAUCGACGCUCGGGGUGACCAUCAUCUCAGCCACUACAGCCUGGCCGGGGCCUGGGGCCACGGGAUGGGCACAGCGCACGUUUCUGUGCUGGGGGAGGAUGGCAGUGCUGUGGCAGCCACGAGCACCAUCAACACGCCCUUUGGAGCAAUGCUGUACUCGCCACGCACGGGCAUCCUCCUCAACAAUGAGCUUCUGGACCUAUGCUGGAGGCGCUCACCGGACUCCAGAGUCACCCCACUACCUGUUCCAGGCGAGCGACCUCCAUCAUCCAUGGUCCCCUCCAUCUUGAUCAAUGCAGCUCAGGGGUCAAAGCUGGUGAUCGGUGGGGCUGGUGGGGAGCUCAUCAUCCCUGCUGUGGCUCAGGCCAUCAUAAACAAGCUAUGGCUUGGCUUUGACCUGAGGACUGCCAUUGAAGCCCCUAUCCUGCAUGUCAACAGCAAGGGCCAUGUGGAAUAUGAGCCCAACUUCAGCCGGGAGGUGCAGAAGGGGCUCCAGGACAGGGGCCACAACCAGACCAUGAGGCCCUUUUUCCUGAACGUGGUCCAGGCUGUGUCCCAGGAGGGGGCCUGUGUGUAUGCCGCAACGGACCCAAGGAAAGGUGGGGAGGCCUCGGGCUACUGAGGAGACUGCUUCUGGCAGCUGCAAUCCGGCCCACCGUCAGUGUGUGCUCAGGCUGGCCUUGGCUGUGGGACCCAGCACCCAAGCAAGAUCUGGACCCUUCGGCGGAGGGUCAGCCUGGGCUGCAAGAGGUGGGGACAGGCUGGAAGAUGGGCAACUGUGGGGACUGAGCCCUCUCCCAGAGUCCCAUGUGGCCCUGCCCUGGCCCCCCCAAGCUUCCCCUAGACCUCUUACUCAGGACCGUGGCCCACUCUCCCUCCCCACCUGCCCCACUCCCCAUCUGUAUACCCUCUAGUCCAAGAUUAAAGAGGAGGGUGGA